Molecule: messenger RNA, 2921 nt
Organism: Mercurialis annua (annual mercury)
Lineage: Eukaryota; Viridiplantae; Streptophyta; Magnoliopsida; Malpighiales; Euphorbiaceae
Product: U-box domain-containing protein 52
Exons: 9
Coding region: 201-2576 (791 amino acids)
Biological process (GO): protein phosphorylation
Molecular function (GO): ATP binding; protein kinase activity
Source: RefSeq, a predicted model, not a curated record
UCUUUUCCUUAGUUUUCAUGGAAUUUACAUGGAUUCCGACCUCCCCUUGUACACGAAGAGAGAGAAGCUAAUUGCUUUAGCUUCUUUCCACCUUCAUUUCUCUCCUCCUUCUCCUCGCCGGCCGCCUCUUGUUGCAGUCUUUCCGGUGCCAUUUUCUUGGCAUCACACCCACCCUUUUAUUCAUUUUCUUUGAGAAUUUAAUGGCUCUGGUUCCUUCUGAAGAUUCAUUUUCGCUUGUGAAUACCACGGCUGUCGCCAUUGAUAAGGACAAGAACAGCCAGCAUGCUGUUCGUUGGGCUAUUGAUCAUCUCAUUGUGAAUAACCCGAUCAUCGUCCUUAUUCAUGUUCGUCAUAAAACCAAUCUACAUCAUCGUAGAUCCGUUGUAGAACCUAGCAAUGGGAAUGAUCAUGAUUCUGAUGAGGUUCAACAACUUUUCAUUCCCUUUCGUGGAUAUUGUGCUCGCAAAGGGGUGCAGUUAAAGGAGAUUGUGCUAGAGGAAAAUGAUGUUGCACGAGCACUUUUGGAAUUUAUCAGUAAAAACUUUAUUGGAAGUAUUGCUGUGGGUGCUUCGACAAGAAAUGCUCUCACCAGGUUUUAUUCUAUCAGGAAAUUCAAGAACCAAGAUGUGCCGACUAGCUUGAUAAAAUCGACUCCGGAUUUUUGUUCUGUUUACGUAAUUUCGAAAGGAAAGAUUGCGUCUGUAAGGACAGCGCAACGGCCUGCUAAUAAUCCUCCCAUUCCACCAAAAGUUCCUGCUCCACUAGCCCUUCCAGCUCCAGUACCGCAAGAUAACUUCGAUCAUUAUGACGAAGGAAUGAGUAGAGGAAGUUCCGCGAGAGGAUAUUACAGGAAUCAAGUAUCAGAGAGAUUAUAUAGUGAGAAAAACAGUGAUUCUCAUAGAGGGCAAGUCCGUGACCGAAUCAGAAGUCCGUCCAAUGUUUCAAUGGACAGCAUUGACAUUUCUUUCCCAGGAUCAGCAGCGCCGAGAAACUCAACUAGCUGCCGCGAUUCUACAUCUGAAGAUCCUGAUUUUUCAUCUCCAUUUGCUCUAGGAUCCAUAGACAUUUCUUCUCAAAAUUCGGAUUUUGCGCUAGGGUCUCCUAAGGAUCUUGCUUCCACACAAGCUGCACGAGACAUAGAAUCCGAGAUGAGAAGAUUGAAGCUUGAACUUAGGCAGACAAUAGAUAUGUAUAGUACAGCAUGCAGAGAAGCACUGUCAGCCAAAAAGAAGGCUAAUGAGCUACAUCAAUGGAAGAUAGAGGAGGUGCGAAGAUUUGAGGAAGCUAGGCAUGCUGAAGAGGCAGCUCUUGCCAUUGCAGAAAUGGAGAAGGCCAAGUGCAAAGCUGCAAUGGAAGCAGCUGAGAAAGCGCAGCGAUUAGCAGAAAUGGAAGCACAGAAAAGAAAAUUUGCGGAGUUGAAAGCUAAGCAAGAGGCAGAAGAGAAGCAUCGUGCACUAAAUGCUUUGGCACACAAUGAUGUUCGGUACAGAAAAUACAGUAUUGAAGAAAUAGAAGAAGCUACUGAAAAAUUCGCAAUGAAGAAUAAGAUUGGUGAAGGUGGCUAUGGACCUGUGUACAAAGGCAAACUCGAUCACACAGCAGUCGCUAUCAAGGUUUUAAGACCCGAUGCUGCUCAAGGGAAGAAGCAAUUCCAACAGGAGGUUGAGGUUCUGAGCAGCAUUAGACAUCCGCAUAUGGUGCUUCUUCUUGGCGCCUGUCCAGAAUAUGGAUGCUUGGUAUAUGAAUACAUGGACAAUGGUAGCUUGGAAGAUAGGUUGCUUCGAAAGGACAACACGCCUCCGAUUUCAUGGAGAAAAAGAUUCAAGAUAGCUUCAGAGAUUGCAACUGCACUUCUAUUUCUACACCAAGCAAAGCCAGAGCCCCUAGUCCACCGUGAUCUCAAACCAGCUAACAUCCUGAUAGACAGAAACUAUGUGAGCAAGAUUAGUGAUGUUGGGCUAGCACGGUUAGUCCCCCCAUCUGUAGCCGAUACUGUAACGCAGUAUCACUUGACCUCGGCUGCAGGUACAUUUUGUUAUAUAGAUCCUGAAUAUCAACAAACCGGGAUGUUGACUACUCGGUCCGAUAUUUACUCAUUGGGAAUAAUGUUGCUCCAAAUAAUCACCGCCAAGCCUCCGAUGGGCCUUGCUCACCAUGUGGGGAAGGCUAUCGAAAGAGGAACAUUCGAAGAGAUGCUUGAUGCUGCAGUUACAGAUUGGCCAGUUGAAGAGGCAGUAAACUUUGCUAAAUUGGCAUUAAAAUGUGCUGAACUAAGAAAAAAGGACAGGCCUAAUCUUGCCACAGUUAUAGUCCCAGAGCUCAGCAGGUUGAGAGAUCUCGGAAAGAACAAUGGCGAUUCACAAAGUAAUAACGACCACCAUCACCACCACCACCACCAUCAUCAUCAUUAUCGAAAUCCUGCUCAGAAUAGUAAGACUCGCAGCCGCAGCCCUCUACAACAUUCUUCCCCAGCUUUACCUCCAAGGAUAUCAAGCAUAACUCAGGAAAUGUCGCAUAGAACGUCUGAGGGAGUACCGUUACCUAUUGUAAGAGAAGAUGAAAGUGGUAGAAGUUGAUAUUGACCAACUGAUAUACAUACUAUACAGAAUCAAUAGUGGAAAGCUGUUUUUUUGAUCAAACAAGAAAUGUAGAGAUGUUUAUAAGGAAGAAGUUGAAGAAUGCUGGCCAGUUGAGUUGUAAGUUUAAUAUUAACAAAAAACUAGUAAAUGCUGUAUAUCAGAAGCAAUGAGAGACGAGAACUAAAUUAUCUUCAGACUGUUUUUCAGUUCUUGUAAAAAUGGCUACUGAAAUUGUACUAGAAAAAAGUUUUCCAUAAUUAUUGUGCUGCAACUGCAAGCACAACAGAUAGUAAUUUUUGUUAAUAACAUUGUACAAUCUUAAAUUUCCUCUGUUUUCUUGUA